AUGGCCAUCUUGGCCGAUUACGUGAUCCCUGCGGACAAGACUCCCGCCGACUUGGAGCGGGACUUGGAGGCGAUGGUGAGUGGCAUCACCUCUCUUUCCUUGCAGGCCCCUGCGGAGGAGCCCUCUGCUGGACUUGCGAGCCCUACAUCGGCUUCUCCCCCUACGGCAUCUUCUGCGGUGGCUGAGGACCCAUCGGCGGUGUCCAACAGUUGGAUCAGGGAGACGACGCGGGAGUCCCGGCAGGUGCCUCUGGCCCUGAUACUGGGAUUCCGUCAGCGAGUCCCUCUGAAACUGGUGCCUUGGAUGGGGGACCAUUCGAGAGACUCGGCAGGGGCUUUGUCGCUGCUGGGCAAGCAGCUGCCGCCGGCGCCUUCCUCGACUUUGCGGACGAGCCUGGACACUGAGGCUCCGAUGGAGCAGCGCUUGCAGGAUCCUGUGACCUACUCCUUUGCCCAGGACGGGAACAUCCUUCUGACCAAUGUCAUGGCUGGCCUUCCCUGCCUCCUGAAGAAACUGGCGCAGCCGCUGCGGAGCAUCCAGGUGGGUGAGAUCGUUGAGCUUUGCCUCAAGUUUGACGUGAACAAGCUCACCCCGCCGAACUGA
Molecule: messenger RNA, 603 nt
Organism: Durusdinium trenchii
Lineage: Eukaryota; Dinophyceae; Suessiales; Symbiodiniaceae
Source: the annotation of a GenBank genome assembly